Molecule: messenger RNA, 2619 nt
Organism: Xenopus laevis (African clawed frog)
Lineage: Eukaryota; Metazoa; Chordata; Amphibia; Anura; Pipidae
Gene: gata4.L
Product: GATA binding protein 4 L homeolog
Exons: 8
Coding region: 408-1667 (419 amino acids)
Biological process (GO): positive regulation of transcription by RNA polymerase II; regulation of DNA-templated transcription; negative regulation of transcription by RNA polymerase II
Cellular component (GO): nucleus
Molecular function (GO): RNA polymerase II cis-regulatory region sequence-specific DNA binding; DNA binding; DNA-binding transcription factor activity
Source: RefSeq, a predicted model, not a curated record
GAGGCAGAGAGUGCUUGAGACAGGCAGAGAGUGCUGGAGACAGGACAUGAACCUCCCUCCAUGCGCUCUGUGAUCCAGGUCCUUUAAACUGGACAGGAUUUAUUCAGCAGCCACAUCAUCCCCAGAUGCCUGGAUCCUACCCAUUGCUGCAGCCGCCUGAAGGUGUGACCUAUAAAUAUCCCAGAGGAGAGGAGGGCGCUUCUCAGUAUAAACUUGGGAAGAGAAGAUGAGGGAUGUGACCUUCUGAUUUGCUGAUUGUCUCUAGACUUAUCUCAGGCCUGGUUUCCAUUAGAUUGGGGAUUCGACGUGAGAUAUCUGCUUGCUUUCUCUUGAAGAACAUACAUGCACAGCCGUAUCUAACGUUGAAGAGCGCUGAGACUAUCGGAUCUGUGGAUUGAGUUGCCAGGAUGUAUCAGAGUAUAGCUAUGGCCACUAACCAUGGUCCCCCUGGCUAUGAGGGGGCUGGGAGCUUCAUGCACAGUGCUACUGCUGCUACCUCACCUGUCUAUGUGCCCACCACUAGGGUCUCUUCCAUGAUCCCCAGCCUGCCUUACCUCCAAACUAGCGGCUCAUCUCAACAAAGUAGCCCAGUUGCUAGCCACAACAUGUGGGCACAAGCCGGAGCUGAAUCUUCUGCCUACAACCCAGGAACUUCUCAUCCACCAGUGUCUCCAAGAUUCACCUUCUCCUCCAGCCCCCCUAUUACAGCAGCCUCCACCAGAGAGGUCUCCUACAGUAGCCCCCUUGCCAUCUCAGCUAAUGGGAGAGAGCAGUACAGCAGGGGGCUGGGUGCCACCUAUUCAAGUCCUUACCCAGCCUAUAUGAGUCCUGACAUGGGUGCUGCCUGGACUGCUUCUCCAUUCGACAGCUCCAUGCUCCACAACCUCCAGAACAGAGCUGGUCCGGUGGCUUCAAGGCACCCAAACAUAGAAUCUCUGCACUACUUCCCCAUGGCAAGCACAGGAUCUUCAGGUCCCAGAAUCCAUCACUUCAAUAUGGAACAAGAGUUUUUUGACGAUUUUUCCGAGGGCCGAGAAUGCGUCAACUGUGGAGCAAUGUCAACCCCACUUUGGAGGCGGGAUGGAACGGGCCACUAUCUAUGCAAUGCUUGCGGAUUGUACCAUAAGAUGAAUGGGAUCAACCGUCCGCUGAUUAAGCCCCAGAGGCGACUGUCUGCGUCUCGCCGCGUGGGCCUAUGCUGUGCCAACUGUCAUACAACCACUACUACACUCUGGCGUCGUAACGCAGAGGGGGAACCAGUAUGCAACGCUUGUGGCCUUUACAUGAAGCUACACGGGGUCCCUCGGCCACUAGCAAUGAAAAAGGAAGGGAUCCAGACACGAAAGCGUAAACCUAAGAACCUCAGCAAGUCUAAAACGUCAACAGGCCAAAGCGGCAGUGACAGCCUCACUCCUUCUACCAGCUCCACAAACUCCACAGGAGAGGAAAUGCGUCCAAUAAAGAUUGAGCCGGGACUGUCCCCUCCAUACGGCCACUCGAGUUCUAUAUCUCAGGCAUCUUCAUUAUCUACAAUCACAAGCCAUGGGCCAUCAAGUUACCCAAUGUCAAGCUUAAAACUCUCGCCACAGAAUCACCACUCUACAAUCAACUCAUCUCCACAAGCCAGCUCCAAACAUGACUCCUGGAACAACCUGGUCUUAGCUUAAAGCACAUGCCAUCAGCCGCCUCCUAAAUUCACAUGAACGUUCACUGUACUGAUCAGACUUAUGGUCAGUUACAUACUAAACUCAUUGUUGAACAUGUGUAAUUAAAGAAACCAAAGACUCGGACAUAAAAAAGUGAUAAAAAAAAGACUUUACAAAAAAAAAAAAAGUAAUUUAAGAUUUUGCUGUAAUAGAAAGGAACUGUUUAUACAUUAGACUAUAUAAAUUGUGGAAGAGAAGGAAAGAUGUGUAGCUGGGAGAGAAAUUUGCCAACGCAAUGAAGCUUCGUCCUUCACACAACUUUGGAAACCUUACUUGUCAGUGGAUGAAACCUCUACACGAGCCUUGGCGUUAAGCUGCCAUUAAUUCACUAUGUAAUUGAUUGAAUCUCCCAUGCUGGAACCUUAGUUGUCUCUGUCUCAAAAGUAGUACAAUUCAAAUAUUUUGUCCAUUUUAUUUUAUUCUUCUUUAUGGCAAGGAGUCGUGAUGUUUAGGCACCAUUUGCACAGUUACACAGGGCCUUUUAAGUAUAUCUCAAACAGAUUUUCCCCUCCAUUUUUAUAUAAUAAUAAGAUUAUUAUAAUAUUUCUGAUCACACAACAGAGCAGGAUGCCACUGUAACUAGAUCAUAACCUCACUUGUAAUUGCAAGCAAAUCUCAUGCUCGAUAGAAUCUUCGCAUCUUUAGAAUUAUUAUAAAUAUUUACAUUGUGACUUGUGGUACUUCCCAUGGUCCUUUGGAGAGCCUUCCUUCAUGGUAUUUUGCUCAGUCAUGGCCCAAACACAUUACUACCUGUAACAAUGGCAAGCUAUAUAUAUAUAUAUAUAUAUAUAUAUAUAUAUAUAUAUAUAUAUAUAUAUAUAUAUAUAUAUAUAUAAUAUAUAUAUGGUAACAUGUCUGUUGUUGUGAGCCAUAAUAUAUAUUUACAAUUAUAAUACUUUACAGCGUCUUCAGG